Plasmodium cynomolgi strain B is the source of this 2145-nucleotide messenger RNA. Its product is annotated as SNF2 family protein. Gene Ontology annotation, molecular function: ATP-dependent chromatin remodeler activity; chromatin binding; ATP binding. Gene Ontology annotation, cellular component: nucleus. The record is from RefSeq and is a predicted model, not a curated record. NCBI's taxonomy places the organism in Eukaryota, Apicomplexa, Aconoidasida, Haemosporida, Plasmodiidae. The coding region runs from base 1 to 2145 and encodes 714 amino acids. The transcript is spliced from 3 exons.
AUGUACCAGGAUAUUCUAAACAGUAAAGAGAAUGACGAUCAUAGUAGCAUGGACUGUGGUGGCACCCCUCUCAAGAAUGGCAAAACUAUGGAGAUAUACGACAUCAAGUCGGUGGAAAAGAUGGAGCCGGGGGAGACGAAUGACUCCACGAAUGGGAAUGGAGCCUCCACAAAUGGGAAUGGAACCUCCACAAAUGGGAAUGAAGCCUUCACAAAUGGGAACGAUGCCUCCUCAGAACAAACCAGAAAUAUCAUAAAGAAUUACCUCAUCGAAACGAUAAAAAACGAUGUGAAGCAUGUCAAGUUGAAAAACAAGGAAAUCAUUUUACUGCAGCUCAUUAUUGAGCCAUACAUAUUGAGGAGGUCCAAAAAACACGUCUUUAUAGACAUGCCUAAGAAGCAUAGCAUAAUUAUUAAGCUGCCUCUGAACACCACGCAGCUGAACCUGUACAAGGAUGAAAUAAUGUCAAAGAUGCAGCACACGCAUAAGCACCUGGAGUUUUUGCAGAAGCACUCGAAUAAGAAGGAGCUCGAGAAGCUUGCAGUGAUUUUCGAGAAGAAGGAUAUCAAGCGGGACAGGAUUUUCCGCGCGAGCAGUGACGGGGAUGGCGACGAUGAUGGGGACGAUCAUAGGGACGAUCAUGGCGACGAUCAUGGCGACGAUCAUGGCGGCGAUGAUGGGGACGAUCGUGGCGACGAUGAAGGUGACGAGGAGUCGGGCGCCACCCCAAGUGGGAGCAGCCGCGCGGGGGAGCUUGCGGGCGGGCCGGCCACGGAAGCGGCGAGUGGUGGAACUUCGAAUUCGGAUAGUGCGGACUGCCGCGGUAAGGCAGAUCACGCGGGUGGCGGAGCGGCAAGUGAGGCUGCCCCAGCGGAACAGCCCAACGACUACGACGACGAAGACGACAAAAUUGACGAAGAAACCAUCAACAUAGAAAAGGCAGAAGAAAACAAAGACAGCAACAUCAUAAUUAAUAAAAGGGAAGAUGAACCGGUGGACAACGAAGUUCUUAAGAACAGCAGCAAAGAAGUUAGAGGGAAAAUGAUAAAUGCAUCGAUUUUCAUUUUAAGGCGAAUAUGUAACCACCCACUGCUACACAAGUACUACUACUCCGUUGAGGACAUAAAAAAAAUAUCCAAAUAUUUCUACGCCAACACGGAUCAGUAUCUCGACUUGGACUUGAAGACAGUCGAAAAUGAAUUCAUGAAAAUAUCAGACUUUGAUAUUCACCUCUCCAUUAAGCAUUUAAUAUCACAAGGAGAUGACAAUCUAAACAGGUACCUAAUUUCAAAGGACCACAUAUUGAACAGUAGCAAAAUACAUCACAUGAUUUCUUUGAUUAAGGAGAUAAGGAAGAAAAAGGAAAAGGUGCUCAUUUUUUCUCAGUUCACUACCUUUCUUGAUAUUAUUGAGGAGGCACUACUCUAUGAAUUUAUUUACGACGAGCAGGACUUUUCGGACCACCUGCAGUGCGUCAGUAAGGGCGGGCAAGGCGGGAAAGGCGGCCACGUAGACGCGAAGGGGCACCUAAACGGGCAGGACAACGCGGGUGAAAACGGAGAAGCAGAUCAAGCGGGGGAAGCGGACAAUGGGAUGGAGGCAAGCGAUGCAGACGGAGCCAACGGUGCGGACGGAGCCAACGAUGCGGACGGAGCCAACGGUGCGGACGGAGCCAACGAUGCGGACGGAGCGGACGAAGCGCGCCAAAACAACUCCGGUAAGGAGGACGAACCCAACAGCGACUUUAACAAAAAUGACAAGGACCUGUACCUGUCGUCCUCCACCACGUCCACAUCCUCGUUCACGUCCGACCGAAAGGGAAACAGCCAAAUAUACGUCCGCCUAGAUGGGUCCACGAACACCAUAGAGAGGCAGAAAAUUAUAAAGCGCUUUUCCAAGAAUGAUAACGUUUUUAUAUUCCUCCUGUCGACCAAGGCGGGUGGCGUUGGGUUGAACUUGAUCGCGGCCAACCACGUAAUACUGAUGGAUCAGGACUGGAAUCCCCACAACGACAGGCAGGCGGAGGAUAGAGUUCACCGAUUAGGACAAAAAAACGAAGUGUACAUUUACCGAUUGUGCUGCAAGAACACCAUCGAGGAGACCAUACUUAGGGUUAGUUAUGGAGUUGCGUCGUUGCGUGGUUGA